GUUGACACGUCAUUUUGAGGUUAUAGGAGUGUAAUGUUUAUUUUGAUGGCUGUUUAGAGGGUUUCGGGGUGGAAAAUGUUCAAAAAACUGAAGGAAAAAAUAACGGAGGACCUGAAGAGUUCCCCGCAGAGGUUUCAACAGCUUACGCAGAGCGUCACUGAUAGAUUAACGACCAAUAACGACGAUAAUUUCUUCUCAAUAGGGGACGAUGACGCGAACACUUCGACGAACAGCGCUGAAGCUGGUUUCUCCAGCGUUUCGUUGGUAUCACCUUCCGAUGCAAGAUUAAGGCGUAACUCUAACUCCUCCAUUGCCAGCGAUGUGUCGUUUUUACCGCGAUACGAAUCGUCGCAGAUGUAUCAGUUGCAAUCUGAUUUGGAUGUUUCGGCUAGUGAAGUCGAAGAUAAUGCUUCCAGUUCCUCUCAGUUGGGGCAUUUGUCGAAAGAACAAAUUUAUUCGGCUUUUCAGAAGUCGCAAAUGAGGUACCACAAAUACAGAGGGAGGUAUACAGAUCUGGCAAAGCAUUAUAAAGAGUUAGAAAGGGAAAAUGGCAAAAUGAAGUCGGUAUUGGUGGAGACCCAGGACAAGGCCAUCAGACGGGUGCGGGAGCUAAAAGAGCAGUGCUCUUUAGAGCAAAAGGCCAAAGCGCACUUGGAGAGCGUUUUAAGGGACGAUAUCGACGAAAAACAGUUCAAAAUACAGACUUUAGAGACGAAAAUCGGCCUGCUCAGCCAAGAGAACCGUCCAAACUUGGUGAACGUCGAAUCCGUCGAAGCUACGGAAAGUUUAAACGAAGCCAGAGCGGAAAUAGAAGCUUUGAACGGCAAAAUACAGGAGUUAAAAGCGAGCGCGAUCGUUUUUCAAAGCAAAGAGCAGGACUACAAGAAAAAAAUUGCAGAUAUGGAGAAGGAAAUAUCCCAGUUCUCGGAAAGAGAAAAAGAGGGCAACCUAAACCUGGCGCAGAACAAAAUGGAGCUGCACAACGAGAUUUUAAAUAAAGACGCCGAAAUUUUGAACUUGAAGAAGGACAUAGAAGCGCUCCACGAGAAGCAAGCACCCAACGUGAAAAUGGAAAACUUGCAAACCCAAAACGCGAAGCUAAUCGAAAGGGUGGAAAACCUGACGCAAAAAUCCAAUAAUCUGGAAAGCGAACUGCUCAAGGUGGAGAAAUACAAACUCGAAAUACAAAACCUCGAUAGAACUUUGCAAGAGUUGCGCAAUAAUGAAUCCAGGGUGAAGGAAGAUUACGAAAAUCAAAUUUUGGAGAUUAGGGAGAGCGCUAAAAAGGGUUUGCUGUCGCUGGAAGGCAAAAUACGGGAGAAAUUGGGGGGAGAAUUCGCGGAAAAAGAGGCGCAAAUGAGGGAGGAGUUUAAAAUCAAACUGGGCGAACUUAACACCAACGGUGUCAAAGAAAUUCAGCUGAAGUUGAUGGAGAAAGAAAGCUGCCUCGAGAAAUUAUAUCAAGAUUUGAACACCCUGGAGUCGGAAAAACAGCAAUAUAAAGACCUGGAGAAGAACCACUUGGAGUUGAUAGAGGAUUCCACCAGGUUGAGAAACACCAUUGCCAACCUAGAAAAGGAAUUAUCAACCAUCAAAAACGAAAGUCUCGAGUACACGGAAAAGAUAUCCAGACUGCAAGCCAACAUUAACACCCUUCAGGAAGAUUUGGACGAAAGCACGGAAACCUUGAGAAGAAAGGAAUACGAAUGCCUGGCAGUGAAGACCCAUUUGGAAGAAAACAUACGACUCACAGAAGAGCUAAGAGAACUGAAAUCGCUCGAGAACACCGAGAGUAAACUACUAGAGUUAAAACAAAGCAAAAUGGAUCAUCAUCAUCAGGAUAACAACUCAAUCUCUGAAGACUAUAAACGCCUAACCGAAUUGGUACCGGAUCUAGAAUUUCAGAUGCAAAUGUUGAACGACAAAAUCGAAGACCUAAAGGAAGAAUUAAAAUCCUCCAACGACCUCGUAACAGAAAAGGAGAUGAAAAUAUCCAAACUGGAAGAAAACGUGGAUACCCUACGAGACAAUUUAGAAGAAACGGGAAAAAUUCUGCGGCUUAAAGAGGAAGAAUGCCUCAAAGUAACGCAAGAAAAAACGCACCUAGACGAAAAAUUGCGGCUUACCGAAGAAAAGAGGGAACUCGAUGUGCUGGAAGCGACAGAGAGUAAACUAUUAACUCUAAAGUUAACCAAAUUGGAGGAAACAAACGACGAGUUGACCAAAGAUUUGGAAGCGCAGUUGCUGAUCAACAGGGAGCUAAAACAAGAGGUGAAGAAAAUUGAAGAAAUUGCAGUACAACGUGAGAAAUUAAUGGAGGAAUCCAAACAAAUUGCGAAAGCCUUCGAAGAGGAAAAAACGAAGAUAAUCGAGGAUUUCGAGGAAGAAAGGCAAGCGAACGAAGAAAAACUGUUCAAGGUGCUCGAAGAGAAGGAAAAAACGACCGACAAACUGAAGAAAACCAUCGACGACCUGAAAAACAAAAUCGAGAGUCUCACGGUGAUGAACGAGGCCCUGGACAGCGAAAUAAAAGACCGCGAAGACGAAGUGAAAACGAUGCGGAAGAAAAUUGAAGAACUAAGCGACGUGAUCAAAAAGCAAACCGAAGAUUUCUCCUCGCUGCUGGAGCGAAGCAACCAGCUCGACGCGGUCGUGGAGAAAUUGCAGAACGAUCACGCGAACACAUUGAGAAAGGAGAAGAACGCGCAAAACGAGUUGUCGCGGAAGAUUGAAGAUUGCGAGAAAGAAUCGGCGGUGAAGAUUGAAGAAAUCAACGCGCUUAAAGUGAAGCUCGAAGAGCUCUCGAACGUGGAUAAAGAACACUUGAAGACCUUGCAGAACACAAACGAAGAUCUCAAAGGGAAGAUAACGAAGCUGGAAGCGAACGAAGAUACUUUGAAAAUGCUCGGAGAGGAGAAGCAAGUGGUGGAGCAAGAAUUAACUCGACUGAAGAUAGUCGAGAGUGACUUCAAGAAUCUUCAGGAAGAAUUCAAAUCGAACGUUGAAGAAUUGAAGAAAAUCACCGAACAACUGGAUUCUUCAAAUGAAAACCUUAACAUCGUCACGGAAGAAAGAGACGUGCUCGCGGAAGAAAUAAAACUAUUGAAGCAACAAAAUGAAGAUUUGGAAAAAAUCGAAGAAAAGUUGGCCAAAUCGAAGAUAGAGAACGAAGACGUUAACUUUAAGUUGGAUAAAGCGAAAGAAGAGAUGAGCGAGUUAAAUUUGAGGGUGAACCAGAUUUCUUCGGAUAAUAAUCAUUUGAGCGAAGAAAAUCAAGAGUUGCUCGGGCAAGUCGAAGAGCUUAAAGUGAAGAUGGAGGUUUUGGAGGAAGAGAGGGUUAAAUUUGAAGAAAACAGUAAAACGCCCGAUAUGGACAUUUUGAAGAUACAGCGCGAUUGCUACGAGAUUAAAGAAAAAUGCGACUGCUUGUUUAUCGAGAAUAACAACUUGAAGCAGGAGAUUUCCGCGUUGGAAGAAAAGUGCGACAAUUUUGGCGCGUUGAAGAAGAAAUACGAGGCUCAAAUAGAAGAGUUGGAGCGGCAAUACAGCGAAAUUCAGCACGAACGGCAGCUAUUACAGGACGAGGUCCAAGAAUUGAAGAUAUCCCCUCUAAACCUUCAAAACAACUUGGAGCAAAAAAAAACCGACUCCGCGGAUAGCAAGGAAAUAGAUUCGCUGCGCGACAAACUGACGCAGUACAAAUCCUUAGACAUAACCAACAAAAGCUCCAUCGAGUUCUACGAGGGAGAACUGCAGAAGAUGAAGAACAAGAACGAUAAGUUGAGCAGGAAACUGGACGAGACGCUCGUGACCUUGAAUCACUGCGCCGAGCUCGGAAAUUCCACCGAGGUCGAGUACUUGAAGAACGUUCUGUACAACUACAUGCUCGGAAAGGAGAGCUUGGUAUUGGCCAGAGUCAUAGCGGCCGUUUGCAAGUUCGACGAGAAGCAAACUGACGCCGUCAUACAGAAGGAGCAACAGAAGCAAACUUUGCUGGGACAUCUGGGUAUUCUCUAACAUCAGCCAAUCAGCAAGCAACAUUUUUUCUGAAACUAUCCACCUUUAAGAAGGAAUAUUUUGGAAUGAAGUGGCUGAAGGUCACCUUAAAAGUUGGGCGUCUCGGUUUGGAUAAAACUUACAAAUGUACAAAUAAAACAAGAAAUAUUUUUGUACACCAUUUUAACAGCGUAAAAAUUCCUCAACAUUGCUACUUUUAAUAACAAUAAUAAUAAUGGUACUUAUGUAUAUCCCUGGGUGUUCAAAAUUUAACAUUUGAAAAACUUAGCCCUUAAACAAUACUCUUUUAAAUUUGUCCAUAUAGGUUUUAUUAGACUAUACUUUUUAAUAGAAAUUUAAGCAGUAUUGACGUAUACAAUGUAUACCAAGUGUUCAAUAAAUAUAUACACUUUUUUAGAACCAUUAAUUAUAAUAAUUUAAAUUAAAUUGUAACAUUCCGUUUCUUUUAUUUUUGUAUAAAUUUAACAUUAUUGUAAUAAUUAUUAUUAAUAAUCAAAAUUUCUAUAGAUUAUGGCAGUCUUAAAAUAUGCUUUUCGUAUUUUUAAUAAUUUAUUAUUUUAUGCAUUAAUUACCAAUCUAACACUGUACAUAUUUGUUUGUUAGGAAUAUUUGUAAUAUUUAUGUAUA
Molecule: messenger RNA, 4644 nt
Organism: Brassicogethes aeneus
Lineage: Eukaryota; Metazoa; Arthropoda; Insecta; Coleoptera; Nitidulidae
Source: the annotation of a GenBank genome assembly